AUGCAGCUCACAAUUCAGCUUCUCUCAAAUGGCGAGAGGGAGUUUGAAUCCUUGUAUCUAGAUGGCCUCUUUUGGCAGCUUUGUGGUCCCAAGAAUGCACUGACCCAUAAGUUGUGCAAGAUAGAGGCGACCAUCUUGCACCAUGUGGCGACGAUUCCCGAGUUCGAUCAACUUGAUCCUGUGAAAUGCAACGACUCCAAGCUGAUGACCAUUUGGAACUACAAGGAGCUGUGGCCGAAGGAUCGCGGUAUCCAUGGGACACACCUACCAGUGGACAUGAUUUUUCGAGAUGCGACAUCCAAUGGCCGCCAUGGCCCCCGCUAUGUGGUCAUGAUGAGGAAUCCAAUGGACGUCCUUGUCUCAAUGCAAAGCCAAAUGCGAAAGUUGCUUUCUUUGCUGGCACCCAUGACCCCCAGCUUGGAAGACCUCUACUCCCAAACUUUCACUCGGGUCGCCGGAGGCUACUUCAAGUACAACCUUGCGUGGUGGCAGCUUUCACAACAACAUCCGCAGCAGGUGAUUUUCCUUUUCUACGAGGAUGCUAUAUCCAAGCCUGCGGAAGUGAUUCACCGCACCAUGAAGUUCUUAGAUGUCUCUUUGGACGAUGCUGCCCUGGAGCGGGUGCGUUUUUUUGUCUAG
Durusdinium trenchii is the source of this 639-nucleotide messenger RNA. Lineage: Eukaryota; Dinophyceae; Suessiales; Symbiodiniaceae. The record is from the annotation of a GenBank genome assembly.